CUCAAAAAAAAAUAGGCCAUGAAGCAGAACAGCGACUGCAGCAAGUGCAGCAGCAGCGUGCUCAAGCCGGAAGUAGUUUUGGAGGAACUGUGCGCCUUUUGCCUGGAUCACAUACGUGAUCCUGUGCAGCUGCACUGCCAGCACCACUUCUGCAGGAGCUGCCUGGCGUUGUAUCGCGAGGAGCGCAAUUGGCAGGCCAAACGCUGUCCGCUCUGCCGGCGCAGCUUGGAGCUGAGCUCGGGCCACGUGCGGAUCGAGGCUGACUGCAAGGGAAGCUGGCGCCUGAAAUUACUGCUGUUGCUCGCAUUACUGCUGUUAAGUUUGGGUACAUUUUUUCUGCUGCUAAUCUACUGGUAGCCGUCGAUUUGGUAGAAAAACUCAACACUAUCCCGGCUGUUUCCCACCUGCUCACAUAAAAUCCAGCUAUACACAUGUAUAUCGCUCCGUGUAGUUAUAAAUCUGCAAAGUGUACUUACAACUUUCGUCAAAUCUCGAACUCAUUGUUUGCAACAGUAAAAAAAGAAACGUAUUUCGUUG
Messenger RNA from Drosophila grimshawi, 537 nucleotides. RefSeq names its product E3 ubiquitin-protein ligase rnf146. The transcript has 2 exons. Bases 19 to 357 code for a protein of 112 amino acids. NCBI's taxonomy places the organism in Eukaryota, Metazoa, Arthropoda, Insecta, Diptera, Drosophilidae. The record is from RefSeq and is a predicted model, not a curated record.